This is a messenger RNA of Cuscuta epithymum, 1491 nucleotides long. NCBI's taxonomy places the organism in Eukaryota, Viridiplantae, Streptophyta, Magnoliopsida, Solanales, Convolvulaceae. The record is from the annotation of a GenBank genome assembly.
CUCCAUUAAAACACCAAAGAAGAAUACAUUAAAAAAACUCCAUUAAGUUAAAAAUCAAACUAGGACGAUUAAUCUCCAUUCUCCGGUAGUCCAACUUAGGUCAAACACCAAACACGAAAACAAUUAAAAUACCAAACAAGAAAACAAUUAAAUAAAAAAGUUGAUUAAUUAAAUAAAUAUGACUUAGUUGAGGUGAAAUUUUGGAAGUGUGCGACCCAGCAGCCGUGGCUUAAAUAAAAUCGCUGAUUCAAAAUCGCCGGCUCACCAAUUUGUGUUUCUCUUUCCCCGUUUUUGCUUGCUCUGGAGUCUGGAAGCUAACCGAAGGCAAAACUGGUAUAACUUAUUAUUACCAGUAUACGUAGUAAUACGGAGUAAUAAUACAGAGUAAUACCAUAAAAACAUCCGACGUCGUUUCUUUUCCUUUUAGUAACACAGUCAAACGUCGUCGUUGAGCUAAGCCUAUUAAAAUGAUUGGUCAGCAUCUUUAACAAUCGAACAUAGAAAUACCAGGGCACCGGCUAUGGAAACAAAACGAGAAGGGACGACGGGAGAUGCAGGGGCGGGACGAAUAUAUCUCCUACUACUACCUUGAAACGUCCGGCGAAGGGGUGGCGUCAGCACCGGCUAGCCCCGGCCUGGUUCCGCCCCUGAGCCAGGUUGAUUUGUUAAAAGAGGUUAGGAAAGAGGCUUCGGAGACUCUUUUGACGGAUCAUGGGGUAGUUUGUUCCGGGUCUUUGUUUGAGAAUUCUGGUUCUGAGUUUGAGAGGUCGAUCUCUUGCGGGUUAUUUCAAGAAGACUUGCUUAUAAAUGGUUUUUUAUCUUCUCCAGAUUUAGAGAGACGUCAUAAGGAUUUGGAACUUGUUAAUAAUCAACAUAAUUGGUCAGAAGAAUUUCAGAGGGACACUAUCGGGGGGACCGCUACAAAAGAUGCGGGUCAAAUUAAUGAAGAGAUGAUCGUGGACAUAAGUAAUAAAGCCGAAGAGAGUGGUUGCAAUGAGGGAGUGAUUUUUGAUGUUAUUCCUCUUCAGGUGUCCUUUCCGGAUCAAGAACAGAACAAGAACAUUGUGGUGAUAGAGGGUGCCUCUCAAGACGUUGAAAGCUCGGAGGAGGAUGAAUCUUCGGGAUAUGACUCUGACCAAGAGUUGCUUGAUCGUCUAAGUGAUCCAAAUUGGAAAUUAAGAUCUCAAAUAUUGCCAAGAAGAAGUGCUCGACUUCAAGCCAAGAUUCUAGCAGUAACAGGUUAAAAGCAUUUGGAUUGUUGGUCAUGGGUUGAUUGCACUCUCUAGGAGGAGCAAAAUCUAUUUGGACCGGGUCAACAAGGUUAUGCAAGGAUCAAUUUCAGGAAAUUGGGAAGUUGGCCUUGAACACUUGGAUCGAUUUAGAAAUCUUUAUCUCUUGAUUAGUUUGUUCACUAGCUCAGUUGUUCUCUAAUUUUCUUCCUUCAUUAGCGUUUGUAUUUUUCUAAUAAAUUUAAUAAAAUCUUAUUUUCAG